This is a messenger RNA of Aspergillus sclerotioniger CBS 115572, 2336 nucleotides long. Its product is annotated as Leucine Rich Repeat domain protein. The transcript has 3 exons. The record is from RefSeq and is a predicted model, not a curated record. The coding region runs from base 325 to 2301 and encodes 658 amino acids. Lineage: Eukaryota; Fungi; Ascomycota; Eurotiomycetes; Eurotiales; Aspergillaceae.
CAGCGCGCCCGCCUCGGGGCGCGGCGCUGUUCCAUCCGCCGCGGAUUCUGUGACUAACAGCAACAGCUUCUCACACUUUGUCCUCGGACGGUUAAUUACGUCUCCAUCGCCCCUCUUUGGCACUUUUCUAGCGCAGAUUGCAGCCAGGGGUGCUUGAGUGGAAUCCGGGGAAAGAAAAAGCUUUUUCCUCUUUUUCCUCCCUCCUCUUCCACUCUUUCUCCCGGUCUGUGUGUGCGCGCUCUCCUGAUCCUUCUGACACCUCACCACCUGUCUGGGACGGCCCUCCACCUAUAUAGAGCCUCUCCCGAUCCCAUCCUUGUCACCAUGUCGGCCGCCACCCCCGUCCCGCUUGCUAUCCAGAAGCAACCGCUUCCUCAAUACUCUACGGCAGUCUCUGGAGACGCUUCGCCUAUUGAGGGCUCCUGCACGGCUUCCCCUCAUUCGUCCGCCUGCUCCUCGUCCCAGAACUCGCGGUCGAGCAGCCGUCGUCGGGAGUCAUUUGGCUCCAUUAAGGAAGACGUGGAUGGCAUCGCACAAUCCUUCGUUGAUACCCAUCUGGAAGAUUCACCCCAAGAGCCACCCAAGCGCAACCCUCUCGAAAUGCAGCCCGACUUCUGCUGCCCAUGUGGCGGCUUUUUAGGAUGGAAGCAGAUCCGACUGGGCGGCAAGAGUCUUAGUCGAAGCUACAGCGAUCUCCGUGGCCUGGGAAAUAUGCAGGCGCGCGGCUGGGCCUGGGAUUCGACGCCACCCGUUGUCUCUCCCCCUAGCAAGCCCGCACCAGUCGAAGAGAAAGAAGUGCAGCAGCUGCAGGUCCCGGAGGAACCGAAAGAGGUGGUGGUGGAGCAGAAGCCCGCUGCAGGAACAUCUGCUCUGGAAAGACUUCCCCCGGAGGUUCUUGAUCACCUUAUCUCUAUGCUCGCACUCGAUGUUCCCCCCAACGGAUAUACUCCACGUAAUGUCGAUCUGAUCGCGUGUCUGCUGACCUCCAAGACGUUGCACGCGGCUACCCUUAGUGUGUUGUACAGGAACAUGACGUUCCCCCACUCCAUCAUCUUCUCCAAAGCGCUCAACCACAUCGCUCGCUAUCCGGCUCUGGGCACCUUGGUGCGCCGCCUUGACUUUUCGCACUUCACCUCGGUUGGACUGGGACGCACCAAGCAGAUGAACGCGGAGAUCCAGAACCUCACCUCCAAGACACUCCUGCAGUGCCUCGAACUGCUGCCCAAUCUUAAGGAAUGCUUGCUCCAGGAGCAUGUCGAGGGCGAUAUUAGCUUGGAGGUGCUCCAGAAGCUGUUCACCGGACUUCCCAACCUGUUUGCUGUCGACUUCUGUGGUUGUUCCUCUCAGUCUUUCUCCGGUCUCUUCCUCGAGGCCUUGAUCUCCGGCCCCCCUGGUCUUCCCAUGACUUUGCCGAACUUGCGACGUGUUUCGCUUCACGAGUGCAGCAGUCUCCCGGCGGCUGCUUUUGAAAUUCUUCUGCCUCGUCUGAUCAAUCUUACCCAUCUGGAUGUUACGCACACGCAGAUCAGCGAGGAUGCAUUGUUCUCCAUUCCCCAUUCCGCCAAGAUCACCCAUCUGAGUCUGUCCCGAUGCAGCCGUCUGCGGGGCUCCCGGGUGGUCGAGUUCCUGUCUACUCAUCCCGCCGUGUACGACUCACUCGUGUUCUUGAACUUGUUGACUGAUCCCGCGCGGUCCCGGAUCCUGGAGGAGGAGGAUGUGCAGGCCCUUCUGCCCAAACUGCCGACCACUCUUCGUUCUCUCAACCUUGGCGGCGCCAAGGUCACCUCUGCCCACACCAAGGCUUUGGUACCUCUGACGAAGCAUCUGGAAGAGCUGGGGUUGAGUUCCUGCGAGCUCACUGGUCAGGAUAUCAACACGUUCUUCGUCCCACCCAAGCCUAACGGAGAGUCGAGCGCCAGCGAGCCGUGGGUCCCGUCCACGCUCUGCUACCUGGACCUGAACAGAGCCAACCAGCUGACGAUCGGCACCAUAUUCAACCCGAACUCGUGCGUCAUCCUUACUCCGCAGAGCUACCCGCUGCAGGUCAUCGAAUUCAGCGACAAGCUCAUCGCUCCCCUGCGCGAGCGGUCUCGUAACGCUCGCACCUCGCCGGGCUGGGCGGUGCGUGAGCUGGGCCGUCGGGGCUGGUACGUGCGGGAGAAAUCGACCAUGCCCGAGGUGAUGCCUGACGACGGAGCGCGGUCCUGGAAGAUGGGGGCGCGGUGGUGGGGUAUGCGGAAGAUCCCGGUGGCGGUGGGCGACGUGGGCGGUCUGUACGGCCACUACAUGUUCAAGAAAUGAUGCACAUCUAUUUUCUGACCGGUACUAUACCCUUU